GCGGCCACCUGUGCUGGCUGAGCGGUUUCGUCGGUGCAGAAAUGUUGCGCUAAGAGCGAGUGGUGUGUGCACGCUGCUGGCACCCUCGGAAGCAGUCCGGAUUUCUCCUCCUCUGACAGCGUCACAAAAUCUCCGUAAAGAUGCAGAAGCCGCACGGGCUGGUGGCGGACCUGUGGCCGCUGAUCCGCAUGGUGCAGUACUCGGGCCACUGGAUGCUCGAGUACAGCGGCGGCCUCACGGCCCUGCGCGCCAUCUACAGCUCGGUCGUGUCCGUCCUGGUCGUGACGCAGUUCGCGCUCAUGGCCGUCAACCUCAUCCAGCGGUCCGGCGACGUCAACGAGCUGGCGGCGAACACCAUCACGGUGCUCUUCUUCCUGCACCCCAUCACCAAGUUCGCCUACUUCGCGGUGCGCUCUAAGGCCUUCUACCGCACGCUCGCCACAUGGAACCAGUCCAACAACCACCCGCUGUUUGCAGAGUCACAGGCGCGCUUCCACCAGCUGUCCGUGGUGCGCAUGCGCCGGCUCGUCAUGUACGUGGUGUCCGUGACGGCGCUUAGCGUCGUGUCCUGGACCUCCAUCACCUUCAUGGGCGACUCGACGCGGGAGGUCCCCGACCCCGACAACGCCAACGAGACCAUCACCGAGGAGGUCCCCAGGCUCAUGAUCAGCACCUGGUACCCCUUCGACGCCUCUUCUGGUAUGGGCUACAUGCUCGCCUUCAUAUACCAGCUGUACUGGCUGACGGCGACGCUGAUGCACUCCAACCUGAUGGACGUGAUGUUCUGCUGCUGGCUCAUCUACGCAUGUGAGCAGCUGGUGCACCUCAAGGAGAUCAUGAAGCCGCUCAUGGAGCUCAGCGCCACGCUGGACACCGUGGUGCCGCACACCAGCGAGCUCUUCCGAGCCGCCUCCACACUGCCCACCAACGAGCCACUCUACGGGAUGGGGCCAGACAUGAGCAACGGCGUGACGGACGGCAUGACGAUCCGCGGCAUCUACAGCAGCCAGCGCGACUUCUCGGGCUUCAACCGGCGCUCGGCGGCGCUGUCGACGGUGCGCGAGGCCGAUUCGGGCGGCGCCGUCACCUCCGCCGGCGGCAUCGGGCCCAACGGGCUCAGCAAGCGCCAGGAGAUGCUGGUGCGCUCCGCCAUCAAGUACUGGGUCGAGCGACACAAGCACGUCGUCAGGUUCGUGGGCAACAUCGGGGACGCAUACGGCGCGGCGCUGCUGCUGCACAUGUUGACCACCACCGUGACGCUCACGCUGCUCGCCUACCAGGCCACCAAGAUCGACUCGGUGGACGUGUACGCGGCCUCUGUACUGGGCUACCUGUUCUACACCCUGGGGCAGGUCUUCCUCUUCUGCGUCUUUGGAAACAGGCUCAUUGAAGAGAGUUCCUCGGUGAUGGAGGCGGCGUACAGCUGCCACUGGUACGACGGCUCGGAGGAGGCCAAGACGUUCGUGCAGAUCGUGUGCCAGCAGUGUCAAAAGUCGCUCAUGAUCUCCGGCGCCAAGUUCUUCACCGUCUCGCUCGAUCUCUUCGCUUCGGUGCUGGGAGCCGUGGUGACGUACUUCAUGGUGCUGGUGCAGCUCAAGUAGGCGGCACCUGACCUCUGCUGUCAUCUGUGGUGCCGCCAGGCAGCUGCAGGUGCAGGUGCAGGUGGGGAAGGAAGUGGAGUUGGGGAUCCACGAGCUGGAGUUGGGACCAAAUACUGCGGGCCAGUUGCAGAUGCGAUGUGGUCCCGCGACAGUUUCAAGUGUCGCUCGCAGAGCACUGCAAGUGGGACAUCGCUACAAGGAAAAGCUGUGUUUCACGUCGUUACAGGCUUGUAUGUACGGCCAGAACUAAUCUGGGUGCUCAGA
Schistocerca piceifrons (Central American locust) is the source of this 1865-nucleotide messenger RNA. It is a transcript of the gene Orco, whose product is annotated as odorant receptor coreceptor. Gene Ontology annotation, molecular function: odorant binding; olfactory receptor activity. The record is from RefSeq and is a predicted model, not a curated record. Gene Ontology annotation, biological process: sensory perception of smell; detection of chemical stimulus involved in sensory perception of smell. Gene Ontology annotation, cellular component: plasma membrane. NCBI's taxonomy places the organism in Eukaryota, Metazoa, Arthropoda, Insecta, Orthoptera, Acrididae. The transcript has 9 exons. The coding region runs from base 141 to 1601 and encodes 486 amino acids.